UUAUCGCCAGCCAACUUUUAACUUGUGAUUUCAGUUUUCAGAUGAGUUGCGUUGUAUGCCGUUGUUCAGUUGUCAGCAUCAGAGCAGCACACGUCUCUGGCCGUGUCGGUAGCCUCCACCGUACAUGCACUGCGGUCCCCCUCGGUGACAUACCAGUUAGAAGCCGGUUGUAUUCCUCGCGAGACGAGACUUGGGACGGCGACAGCGUCAUGUCAGGAAUCAUCAGCAGCCCUAACGGCAUCGAUGUGGCCGGGAUGCGCAAAGCCUACAAGGCGGGCCACGAGGCCUUCACGGAAGACGAACUGGUGUCCAAGGAGCCCAUCGGCCAGUUUGCGGCGUGGUUUAAGGUUGCUUCGGAGCAGGACAGUAUCGGCGAGGCCAAUGCCAUGACGCUGGCGACAGCUAGCAAGGAAGGGAGGCCAUCGGCCCGCAUGGUGCUCCUGAAGGGCUACGAUAAAGAAGGAUUCAAGUUUUACACAAAUUACGAAAGCCGAAAAGGAAAGGAGCUGAUUGACAACCCACACGCUGCACUCUGUUUCUACUGGGAGAUUCUCAGCAGAUCUGUGCGCAUUGAGGGGCCUGUGGAGCGACUGACGGAGGAAGAGUCCACCAAGUAUUUCCACAGUCGACCGCCAACCAGUCAGAUUGGAGCCGUCGUCAGUCAUCAGAGUACGGUCAUAGAAAGCCGAGAUGUUUUGACAUCCAAAGACAACGAGCUGAAGGAGAAGUACCUCAGUACAGGCCUGGCCAUUCCAAAGCCAAACUACUGGUGGGGUUUCAGGGUCAUCCCUGAGGUGGUGGAGUUCUGGCAGGGACAGAGUAACCGCCUGCACGACCGCGUUGUCUUCCGCCGUCUCAAGCCAGGCGAGACCGCCGACGGCACGUUUGUUCACGAGGGGGAGAACGGAUGGGUGUAUGAAAGAUUGUCUCCUUGAUUAAAGACCUGGGGGGGGGCCCUCGUGUUGAGCUUCGCUUUGAAGAAAUCCGAUGGUGGAAAGUACUCAAGUUGAUAAAUGGAAAUAUCACUGAAAAUGAAUUCAAACUAUUUUCGUUUGGCAGGUAAUUUGCAUUACUUUAUCUUCAAAAUUAAGGAAUGUGUGCUAAACAUUUAAAAAAUUGGAUGACUCGUAAGAUCGGCAAAGGCACAGAUUUUAUGAGCAGAGGCUGACUAAAUCACAUAUCUGUGUUCUUCACAGAGUUCAGAAAUGAAGAACCAAGAAUGCUACUGAAAAAAAAGGUAAAAACUUAUGCAAGAAUGAGCCAAUUUGCCUCAAACCAAAUUCAACAGGGUUAUGGUCCCAGCCAGCGCAAAAUGGCUCAAAAGAACUUCUGGUCAGUGAAGGCCAUACGUUGGCUUAAUAUAGUGUGUGGAACCAAGGGGGAAUUAACAUGGAUGUAGUGCAUAUAGAAUUGUACUUUGCUGGGCAGAAUCAAGCUACAACACAAAUGCAGUGCCCUGUACGUUUACAUGUCUGCAGGCUUUGGCAACACGUGUUGUGUCCUCGAUGCCACAACCUUAGCAGAAUGUGAUCUUUGCAUUCGGUGCCAUGUGGGGUACGGACCAAAAACUGCUUUCUAAGGUAUUUUUUGGCAGUUUAUUGUGAGCCCUGCCCAUCCAGAGUUAAAGUGCACCCCCAUGCAGCUAAAGAAAGACAGAUGGUUGUAAGUUUUCCAAGCGGGUUCUUGCACGUGUUCCGCGUGUAUGCAAAGACCAAACAUUAGGGAAUAAUUUUGUUACGCGUACUCGGCGUGCGCCGCGUAAAACGCUCAAUUGAUCUCCAUUAUAAAUGCGCUCCUGUGCGGUGAGUACCAAAAAAAAUGCCUUCUUUUGUUCCGCUCGGAGCGGAUUGGCCCAAAAUCCUAUGGCUGGAUAUACAUGUAUCUUUAGUGUACUAUUAAAGUGUACUAUGCCAAAUUUAUCCUGAAUUGAUCAGUAUUAUAUAAGAUUGUGAAUCCCCGGCCACACUCAUCUCGUUUGGGUCUUAGAUGUUAAUUUUGUUCAUGUACAAAGACUAUGUCACAUGUUUACCGCACAUUGUUGGGUUAGAAUUCGGGCUCUUGGAGCUUUCUAAAAAAGUUAGGGUAGAGGAUUUAGAAGUUAUAAAGUAUACCGUUUCUGGAAAGCUGAAGUGGGUACAUGGCUGUAGACUGUCCUUUGACAGUUGCGCAAGGGAUUAGUUAUGACUGAUCUCUCAUUUCUAGAAAUGGAUCAUUUGAAAGUGCACAGCACAUACAUUGAAUAUAUUCAUCUGUUGUAAUUAGUGGGGAUCUGAUAAUCUUAAAAGACAAUAUUACAGUUGUCUAUAAUAUCACAUAAUGCUUUUUGUUGAUGUCUUUGUCUUGGUUUAUCUAAAAUAAUCAUGAUGCUAACAAUAAAACAAUUCUGUGUCUGCAACUGA
Messenger RNA from Acanthaster planci (crown-of-thorns starfish), 2399 nucleotides. RefSeq names its product pyridoxine/pyridoxamine 5'-phosphate oxidase-like. Gene Ontology annotation, molecular function: pyridoxamine phosphate oxidase activity; FMN binding. Lineage: Eukaryota; Metazoa; Echinodermata; Asteroidea; Valvatida; Acanthasteridae. Gene Ontology annotation, biological process: pyridoxal 5'-phosphate biosynthetic process; pyridoxine biosynthetic process. The record is from RefSeq and is a predicted model, not a curated record.